Messenger RNA from Oryza brachyantha (malo sina), 1309 nucleotides. RefSeq names its product phosphatidylinositol transfer protein 3-like. The transcript has 5 exons. Gene Ontology annotation, molecular function: phosphatidylinositol transfer activity. NCBI's taxonomy places the organism in Eukaryota, Viridiplantae, Streptophyta, Magnoliopsida, Poales, Poaceae. The record is from RefSeq and is a predicted model, not a curated record. Bases 79 to 924 code for a protein of 281 amino acids.
CUUUGGAUGUAGCUAGUGUGAGCUCCAGUGCUGCACUUGGUGAUCAGCUGAGGCCUUGUAGCCUUUUGAGAAUUGAAGAUGAGUUAUCUGCUUAAGGCUAAGAGCUGGGUGCCCACCCAGGAGAAGGCUGCAGAUCAGACUUUGGAUGAACAGCAGCGCAAGACAAAGGAGGUCCGAGAGCUCCUGGGAAGCCUGACGGCCGAGAUGCCGGCAUUCUUGACAGACGCCACCAUCCGCCGCUUCCUGCGAGCAAAGAACUGGAGCACGGAGCAAGCAGCCAAGGAUCUCAAAGAGACUGUCAAGUGGAGGCGUCAGUAUAGGCCGGAGACAAUCUGCUGGGAAGACAUUCCUGGAAGAGAAUACGAGGCUAGGAGAACAUAUAUUGCCGACUACCAUGAUAAGAAUGGAAGGACCGUCAUCAUAUCGAAACCGGCAAUGAAGAGUAAAUCAUCCACCAAAGACCAGAUAAAGUUAUUAGUGUAUAACCUGGAGAUGUUAGCCAUGCAUUCAGAAAAUGAGCAGGACGAAUGUGUUGUUUGGUUAACCGACUUCCAUGGGUGGGUGCUAACAAGUACACCGUUGCCGAUGUUCCGUGAAACCACGCACAUAGUUCAAACUUAUUAUCCAGGACUGAUGGCACGCGCAAUCGUCAGUAAUCCACCAAGGAUUUUCGAAUCAUUUUGGAAGGUAGUGAGGCAUUUCAUUGAUCCAAAAAUGAAAGACAAAGUGAAGUUUGUAUAUACCAACAAUCCAGAGAGCCACAAGAUGGUUGCUGAUAUGUUUGACUUGGACAAGCUGGAGACUGCAUUUGGAGGGAGGAGCACAGUUCCCUUAGACAUGGACAAAUAUGCAGAGAGAAUGAAACAAUGUGACCAGGCGAGAGGAGCUUUUCUUCAUACAAAUGGCUACUCAUGCUCCACCUGAUCCUGACCAGAUGGCACAAAGCUCAUACAAACGUUCAGUUUUCAUUCCAUACUGCUGGCAUAUACAGUGGCAUAAAUAAAAAAACGCUAGAUACGAUAGAAAUGACUCUCAUAUGUAUGUUUAUCAAGGAGAGAGUAAAUCUCAACCCAGAUCGGCUAGCCCACGAUCUUAUGGUACUAGCCGAAAGACCCCCGAGUCUUUCUCCAGUGGCAUAAAUCUAGGCCUUGCAUCUCAAUUUGUGUGUUUUGUGUCUUAUGUAGGAUUUUGAGAUGGCCUUGAGUAAAAACUCCAUGACAAUAUUAUGUACAUGGAAGCUAAAUAUGUAAUAACCCAAUAUUCCAGUAACCAGUAAAAGCCGAAUGAAAACAAAAUCAUGCAAUUAAUU